AUGCUCGCUCGCGACGACAAGCGGUGGAGCGACGGCCCUGGACCCUCAUCCGCCGACAAGUACCCCGAUGCGAACAAGAAGGUUGAGACGAGCAAGGCGAAGAACUCGGACCAUAUCACGCUCGAGCAGCUCUUGAAGGAGACUGCAAUUAGACACCUACUGUUCGCGCUGAAUGCGCUCCUGCAUUUGCGAUUGCUGGACAAGAAGAAUAUCGCGGCUGCUUGCCGAUCGAUCUUGGGCCAGGACAAGGUCAUAAAGUAG
This is a messenger RNA of Didymosphaeria variabile, 261 nucleotides long. RefSeq lists its product as uncharacterized. NCBI's taxonomy places the organism in Eukaryota, Fungi, Ascomycota, Dothideomycetes, Pleosporales, Didymosphaeriaceae. The record is from RefSeq and is a predicted model, not a curated record. The coding region runs from base 1 to 261 and encodes 86 amino acids. The transcript has 3 exons.